AUGGCUGACGCUUUAGCACAGCAACUAGAUUCCACAAAGUUGAGUGAUGGGCCGACAUCAGAAGACUGGAAGCAAGGACUCAACAUCCCCGCAAAGGAUACUAGACAACAGACUGAGGAUGUCACUGCCACUAAAGGCCUUGAUUUCGAAGAUUUCAGUCUGAAACGAGAGCUGUUGAUGGGCAUCUUCGAGGCUGGAUUCGAAAAACCAUCACCUAUUCAAGAGGAGGCAAUCCCAGUAGCUCUCACUGGACGUGAUAUCCUGGCACGCGCGAAGAACGGUACCGGCAAGACCGCAGCCUUCGUCAUCCCGGCGCUUCAACGAAUAAACCCCAAAAGCAACAAAGUUCAAUGCCUCAUCUUGGUCCCCACCCGAGAACUGGCAAUGCAGACAUCUCAAGUUUGCAAGACUCUCGGCAAGAACCUCGGCAUCAAUGUCAUGGUCACGACUGGUGGUACCCUCUUACGAGAUGAUAUUGUCCGUUUACAAGAUCCUAUUCAUGUCAUCGUUGGCACUCCAGGACGAAUUCUCGACCUGGCUGGCAAGGGUGUAGCUGAUCUCAGCGAAUGUCCAACGUUCAUUAUGGACGAAGCCGACAAACUUCUCUCUCCCGAAUUCACGCCCGUUAUUGAACAACUUCUCCAAUUCCACCCAAAAGACCGCCAGGUCAUGCUUUUCAGCGCAACGUUCCCCAUCACUGUCAAGGCCUUUUCAGACAAGAAUAUGGACAAUCCAUAUGAAAUCAACCUUAUGGACGAACUCACUCUGCGCGGUAUUACGCAAUAUUAUGCGUUCGUCGAAGAGAGUCAGAAGGUCCACUGCCUCAACACCCUCUUCUCCAAACUCCAAAUAAACCAAUCGAUCAUAUUCUGUAAUUCUACUAAUCGUGUCGAACUUCUUGCCAAGAAGAUCACCGAACUCGGUUACUCGUGCUUCUACAGCCAUGCUCGCAUGCUCCAGACGAACCGCAAUCGGGUCUUCCACGACUUCCGAAGUGGGGUCUGCCGCAAUCUUGUCUGCUCAGAUCUCCUUACUCGUGGUAUUGAUAUCCAAGCCGUCAAUGUUGUGAUUAACUUUGACUUCCCCAAGAAUGCCGAAACUUACCUCCAUCGUAUUGGUCGAUCAGGGCGUUUCGGACAUCUUGGCCUUGCAAUCAAUCUCAUCAACUGGGAUGACCGUUUCAACCUUUACAACAUCGAGCGUGAUCUAGGCACCGAAAUUCAGCCUAUUCCGCAAAACAUUGACAAGAAGCUCUACGUCUACGAUACACCAGAGAACAUUCCCCGCCCUGUAUCAAACUUCCAAACAAUCCGCCCAACAGCAAGCCGUGAGUCGUCGGGGCGCGAUUCCACUCCUCGUGAUCAACCGUCUCAACAAUCCGGCAACCAACGAACUGGAAGCUCGGGCAAUUAUAAUGGUGGACGCCAGAAUGGCUCAGGGUCGAUCCAAGGCCAGAGGCAACCACAAAACCAACGUCAAGGCCAAAGCUUCUCACGUGGCACCGGCAGAUAUGAACAGACGAACCGACGAGGUGGUGGUCAGGGUGGUCAAGGCCAACGAUCGAAUGGUUACGAAGGUCAGAGAGGUGGUCGUGCUCAAGGCACCCCAACUCAAUAG
Messenger RNA from Hyaloscypha bicolor E, 1617 nucleotides. RefSeq names its product ATP-dependent RNA helicase dhh-1. Gene Ontology annotation, biological process: P-body assembly; cytoplasmic stress granule assembly. Gene Ontology annotation, cellular component: P-body; cytoplasmic stress granule. Lineage: Eukaryota; Fungi; Ascomycota; Leotiomycetes; Helotiales; Hyaloscyphaceae. The transcript is spliced from 3 exons. The coding region runs from base 1 to 1617 and encodes 538 amino acids. The record is from RefSeq and is a predicted model, not a curated record. Gene Ontology annotation, molecular function: mRNA binding; RNA helicase activity; ATP binding.